Messenger RNA from Hymenoscyphus albidus, 1754 nucleotides. The record is from the annotation of a GenBank genome assembly. Lineage: Eukaryota; Fungi; Ascomycota; Leotiomycetes; Helotiales; Helotiaceae.
AUGUCCGCAAAAGCUACUACGAAACUAUCUAUCAAGCAUGCUCGCAAUCUUGGUGCGACCGAAGCUGCUAUAUUACCGCUGGACAACGGAAUUUGUAAGGAAGGUGCUGUUUCUACUAGCCAGAGGUUCGAUCAGAAGGUUAGUUCUAGCUCCACUCUUUGUUGAUUAGGUUCUAAUAGCAAGAAAUAGCGAGAGGCAUAUACUCUUCUUUCUUCAGAAAUCUCUAGGAAAGCAAGAACAAAUUGUUAUAUUCCGGUUGAUGAGGAAAUGGUUGUAUGCACCCAAUCAGACGUAAACCUAGGGCCAAAUAGCGCGGACCAUGGUGAGUGAACUCCUAGACUUUGUAAUCUAUCUUGCUAAUCUCAUUUUAAAGGGGGACUGCCAUAUAACCAUGAUACGGUGGACGUCCAAAGUGAGACAAAGUGCCAUGGGUCUUUGCCUAUCACAUUUGAAACCCCGUUGCCGCUCGAACUUUCCAAAGACAGUUUGCGUUCCACCCAAGUGCCUUUGGCACCAGCUACACAGCUAGAGCACGUACCUCAAAGCCUUUCUUCCAUCGCUGGGGCAAAGUUUGGCACGAUUCCAAGCCCAUCCACAUCAAAACCAAUCAUCACUACCUCUGGACCUCGAAGCAUAAUUUCUCUAAGCCUAUCUCAACAGUAUCCAAGACAUGCUUCACAGCAUGCGAAACACCAUCAUUCUACGACAAAAGAGCCUUGCUAUACUACUCAAUCUAUUGCAACUACUCUUCCAGGAGCCAAAUAUAGUCCACCCACGGUCUCUGAGUUAUUCCGGUGCGUUGGAAAAGUUCUCAUUCAUAACCAACCCCGGCCUAAUACAUGGAAUCUGCUGCAUGUGGAUUCCAUUAUGUUACGGAAUCUGACUGAAGUUUUCAUCCAUUUUCACAACUUUUAAGAACGGAUGGAAGCUUCUCUACACUCGGAUUUCGACUUAUUGACUCAGCUAUGGAACCGCUCUUACACGCACCUAUUAUUACUACUAUCUCGAGUAAUGAACAUUCCAAAUUCGAGGGCCUGAAAGAUUUCAUCUUUUCGCAUUUUGAGAUUUCUAUAAAAAAGAAUCCAACAUUGAAAGAUUUUAAGAUACUAGUAUACCCUGGAAUCAACAAAUUUUCCCUCUAUCCCGACAGCAAAAUUGUUUCCCUCCCAAUCUCUAGGAACAUUUUGUCGAAGCACAACUAUAAUAAGGUCGACUCGAACAAUUCUGUUGGUGUAGAAAACUUAUCUUUUAUAAGGAGUGCAGAAGCUACAAGUACAUCUACAAGUGCAGAGUCUUCUCGGCGAUCCACUACAAAAAAGUCUUGUGUAUAGUAGGAUCUAGCGAUGAGAACUUCAUAGGAAGGUUCCCUGAUCACUUUUCUACUCGCUCAAAUCAGAAAUAACACAGCCGAGGAUGAACAUAGCAAUUUGUUUAAGUUUACUAAAUUGACCAAAUUGACCAGAUUGACCAAAUUGACCAAAUCGACCACAUUGAUCUAAUUGACCAAAACCAAAUUGACUGUGAGCAAAAGGUUAAUCUCGCAUCGCUACGCAAUCAGAAAGACUCACCAACGUACAAUUUCAACUUCUUCUAGGGGUUUUGAUCCAACUACCCCAUCCAUCCUACCAAGAGAAUAUCCUAGCGGCGAUGGCUGCUUUGCACGGUGAUAGCAGAGGACCUGCGGUCAACAAGUUACGGAUGUAUUCUGACUGUUUGGUUUUCUACGACCAAUACUGUGAUUAUUUAAUGAACGU